CUGAGUGUGAAGGGCGGGCGGAAGUCUGGGAGCUGUCAGUGGAGGUGUCUGGACUCGUGCCCCUGUCCAGGUUUGAAACGGGGAACCUCGGCUAAUUUAGCUCGCAGGCAACUGGCAAGCUCUGAGCUCCCGGAGCUCCAGGAGCGGCAUCAUUUGUAGACGUUCAGAGCCCUGUCCAUUGAGCAGUUGCAGCAACAGCCAUAGCGGCAGCGCUGGGGCUCUGUAUAGAAACUCCGCCCCUACUUGCCCGUGUGCCCGCCGCUACCCCAGAGUCAGAAGCAGGUCAUCUUGGUAGAUCUAGGGCUCUGAAAAUGUUUCCUUUGAAGGAUGCUGAAAUGGGUGCCUUUACCUUCUUUGCCUCGGCUCUGCCCCAUGAUGUUUGUGGAAGCAACGGGCUUCCUCUCACACCAAAUUCCAUCAAAAUUUUAGGACGCUUUCAAAUCCUUAAGACCAUCACUCACCCCAGACUGUGCCAGUAUGUGGAUAUUUCUAGGGGAAAACAUGAGAGACUGGUGGUGGUAGCUGAGCACUGUGAACGGAGUCUGGAAGACUUGCUUCGAGAAAGGAAACCUGUGAGCUUUUCAAAAGUUUUGUGCAUAGCAUUUGAGGUACUUCAGGGCUUGCAGUAUAUGAACAAACAUGGUAUAGUACAUCGUGCACUGUCUCCUCAUAAUAUCCUUUUGGACCGAAAGGGGCAUAUUAAAUUGGCUAAAUUUGGACUUUAUCACAUGACUGCUCAUGGUGAUGAUGUUGAUUUCCCAAUAGGGUAUCCAUCAUACUUGGCACCCGAAGUAAUUGCUCAAGGAAUUUUCAAAACCAUUGAUCAUAUGCCAAGUGAAAAACCAUUGCCUUCUGGCCCCAAAUCCGAUGUAUGGUCUCUUGGAAUCAUUUUAUUUGAGCUUUGUAUGGGCAGAAAAUUAUUUCAGAGCUUGGAUAUUUCUGAAAGACUAAAAUUUUUGCUAACAUUGGACUGCAUUGAUGACACUAUAAUAGUUCUGGCUGAAGAGCAUGGUUGUCUGGACAUUAUAAAGGAGCUUCCUGAAAAUGUGAUAAAUCUUUUGAAGAAAUGUCUCACCUUCCAUCCUUCCAAGAGGCCAACCCCAGAUGAAUUAAUGCAGGACAAGUUGUUCAGUGAAGUAUCACCUUUAUACACCCCCUUUACCAAACCUGCCAGUCUGUUUUCAUCUUCUCUGAGAUGUGCUGAUUUAACUCUGCCUGAGGAUAUCAGUCAGCUGUGGAAAGAUAUAAACAGUGAUUUCCUGGCAGAAAGAUCUAUUGAAGAAGUAUAUUACCUUUGGUGUUUGGCUGGAGGGGAUUUGGAGAAAGAGCUUGUGAACAAGGAGAUCAUUCGGUCCAAACCACCUAUCUGCACACUCCCCAAUUUUCUUUUUGAAGAUGGUGAGAGCUUUGGGCAAGGUCGAGAUAGAAGUUCACUUUUAGAUGAUACCACUGUGACAUUGUCUUUGUGUCAGCUAAGAAAUAGAUUAAAAGAUGUUGGUGGAGAAGCGUUUUACCCAUUACUUGAAGAUGACCAGUCUAAUUUACCUCAUUCAAACAGCAGUAAUGAGUUGUCUGCAGCUGCCACUCUCCCUUUAAUCAUCCGAGAGAGGGACACAGAGUACCAACUAAACAGAAUUAUUCUCUUUGACAGGCUGCUAAAGGCUUAUCCAUAUAAAAAAAAUCAAAUCUGGAAAGAAGCAAGAGUUGACAUUCCUCCUCUCAUGAGAGGUUUAACCUGGGCUGCUCUUUUGGGAGUUGAGGGGGCUAUUCAUGCCAAGUAUGAUGCAAUUGAUAAAGACACUCCAAUUCCUACAGAUAGACAAAUUGAAGUGGAUAUUCCUCGUUGUCAUCAAUAUGAUGAACUGUUAUCGUCACCAGAAGGUCAUGCAAAAUUUAGGCGUGUAUUAAAAGCCUGGGUAGUAUCUCAUCCUGAUCUUGUGUAUUGGCAAGGGCUUGACUCACUUUGUGCUCCCUUCCUGUAUUUAAAUUUCAAUAACGAAGCCUUGGCUUAUGCAUGUAUGUCUGCUUUUAUUCCCAAAUACCUAUUUAACUUCUUCUUGAAAGACAACUCACAUGUCAUACAAGAGUAUCUCACUGUGUUUUCUCAGAUGAUUGCAUUCCAUGAUCCAGAGUUGAGUAAUCAUCUCAAUGAGAUUGGCUUUAUUCCAGAUCUCUAUGCCAUCCCCUGGUUUCUCACCAUGUUUACCCAUGUAUUUCCACUGCACAAAAUUUUUCACCUCUGGGAUACCUUACUGCUUGGGAAUUCCUCUUUCCCGUUCUGUAUUGGAGUAGCAAUUCUUCAGCAGCUGCGGGACCGGCUUUUGGCUAAUGGUUUUAAUGAGUGCAUUCUCCUCUUCUCUGAUUUACCAGAAAUUGACAUUGAACGCUGUGUACGAGAAUCAAUCAACCUGUUUUGUUGGACUCCUAAAAGUGCUACAUAUAGACAGCAUGCUCAGCCUCCAAAGCCAACUUCUGACAGCAGUGGAGUCAGAAGUUCAACAUCUUAUUUCUCUUCCGAGGGUCCAGAUCCUCCAAAGACAGAUCUGUUUUUAUAUGUUUUUCAGUCAAGAGAAUCCAUCCCUUUAAAUGACCUAAAGUCAGAAGUGUCACCCCGGAUUUCAGCAGAGGACCUGAUUGACUUGUGUGAACUCACAGUGACAGGCCAUUUCAAAACACCCACCAAGAAAACAAAGUCCAGUAAACCAAAGCUCCUGGUGGUUGACAUCCGAAAUAGUGAAGAUUUUAUUCGGGGCCACAUUUCAGGCAGUGUCAACAUUCCAUUCAGCACAGCAUUCACUGCAGAAGGGGAGCUUACCCAGGGCCCUUGUACUUCUAUGCUCCAGAGCUUCAAAGGGAAGGUCAUUGUCAUCGUGGGACAUGUGGCAAAACAUACAGCUGAGUUUGCAGCUCAUCUUGUGAAGAUGAAAUAUCCAAGAAUCUGUAUUCUAGAUGGUGGCAUUAGUAAGCUCAAGCCCACAGGCCUCCUCACUGUCCCAUCUCCUCAAAUUUGAAGGGCCAGGAGUACGACUGUCAAAAGGAAAGAAUGGCAUCAGUACCAAACAGCACAGCUCUUCACAGCCUUGCCACUCUUGGAACUAGACAUGCAAAUUGUUGAAUUUCCAUAAAGCGUUUGUUGUGAGACAAUUUUUUUAAAUCUCAUGGCCCAAAUAUUCAACUUUCCAGGCAACAAACUUGACUGUACAUGUAUUGCUGAAAAAAUUUUCUUAGCAGUGAAAUCCGAGCAUGCAUUUUUACCACACUGCCACACAAAUACAGAGGAAUUCAGUUGACAGGUUAAAUUUAGCAAUAUCAAGAAAUCCCAGUUGCACUGAAAAAGCCACCCUUCAUUGCACUGAACAGACAGUCCUGACAAAGGUAUUAUUUAGAAAUACAGACUGAAUGUGGGCUGAAAUCAUCUUUCCAGGAUAAUGAUAAGCAAAAAGCAUUUCAUUCCUUAUAAUACAUACAUACAUUAAAAUACGUUCCUUAUGAAUAAAUGCUACAUUUGUAGCUCUUUUUUGGUCCAGACAAGGGGUGUGUGUGUGUGUGUGUGUGUGUGUGUGUGUUUAGAGGUAGCCGAGUUUUGCCCAUUGCAACAAGUGGAAAUAGGUAACCUCCAGAAAAAUAACAAGCCACAAACCAUUCAUUUUAGAUAGAGUAUUCAUUCAUCUCCUGUAGCAGAAAAACCCAAAAUAAGAGUGGCUUUAACAAACUAGAAAUUUAUUUCUCUCUCACAUAAAAUUCUGCAUGACCAGUCCAGAGCUAGCAUAUUGGGUUCAUAAUCAUUAAGAACUUAGAUACCUUCUCCCAUUGCUUUACCACCCUCAAUGCAUGGCUUCCAUCUCAUGGAUCAAGAUGGCUGCUCAGAUCUCACCAUUACAUCACAGUCUAGAAGUAAAAGAAGGAUGAAGGGGGAAAAAGAGAAGGAAAGAAAUCAGGAGAGAGAAAAGGAAGGAGAGAGGGGAAGUGAUGUUCCUUCCUUUUAAAGGCACAAACCAGAAACUGCACACAUUACUUCUGCUUACAUACCAUUGGCUAGAACUUAGACACACGGCCACAUCUAGCUGCAAGGAAAUCUGGGAGUGGAGUCCUUAGCUGGAUGGCCGUGUACCCAGCUAAAAGUCCUGCUUCUUUGUGGGAAGAGAACACAUAUUGAGGGAGAGCUAGAAGCCUCUGCCAUGUCAUUCUAAAAAGUAAGUAUUGUACUUCAUUGAAUCUAAAAGAUCACUAAGAGCCCCAUUUUAUGUAUCAUGAAGAAAAGAAAAAAGGUAAUCAUAUACAGUGGUACCUCAAUACUCAUCAUUAAUUGGUUCCAGGAGGCAUGAUGAUACCAAAAACAAGUACCAAACAAAUUUUUCCCAUAAGGAAUAAUGUAAAUAAAUUUAAUGCAUUCCCAAACCAAAGACAAUGCCCAUUUUUAAGGGAAUAUGUAAAAAUAUAUGGUUGCAUAUCAUUACUUUACAUGAGAAAUAAACCUAAAAAUUAAUACUUAGAAUAAUAAAAUAAAACCUUCACUUUACCUGUACUAAAUAAAAUAAAACCUCACUUUACCAAGGUCUAGUGGGAUGGUGGGGGGAGAGUGGUGAAGAGGAGAGGUUACAUGGAACGUUGCUUGGAAAGAGAAUCCCCCUCCAAUAGAAAAGCAGGCACUUGCCCUUCAGAUGUUCUUUCUCUCUUCUGCCUUUUUUUGACUUGCACCACAAGAUCUGAAACACUCUUUGUCACCUUCACUAAAAACUUAUCCAAUGAGGACUGCUUCUGUCUUCUUUUCGGAUUUCCUUGAAAAUGUGAAAUUGUUUGGUCAUUCAAUAAAUUCAUAUUUAUGCUUGUCA
Molecule: messenger RNA, 4832 nt
Organism: Choloepus didactylus (southern two-toed sloth)
Lineage: Eukaryota; Metazoa; Chordata; Mammalia; Pilosa; Megalonychidae
Gene: TBCK
Product: TBC1 domain containing kinase
Exons: 26
Coding region: 312-3011 (899 amino acids)
Biological process (GO): activation of GTPase activity; protein phosphorylation
Molecular function (GO): GTPase activator activity; protein kinase activity; ATP binding
Source: RefSeq, a predicted model, not a curated record